Messenger RNA from Myotis brandtii (Brandt's bat), 4819 nucleotides. It is a transcript of the gene BEND3, whose product is annotated as BEN domain containing 3. Gene Ontology annotation, biological process: rDNA heterochromatin formation. Gene Ontology annotation, cellular component: heterochromatin. The record is from RefSeq and is a predicted model, not a curated record. The coding region runs from base 20 to 2509 and encodes 829 amino acids. Lineage: Eukaryota; Metazoa; Chordata; Mammalia; Chiroptera; Vespertilionidae. The transcript has 3 exons. Gene Ontology annotation, molecular function: DNA binding.
UCAUGUAGUGGAAUAGAAGAUGAACUCAACUGAAUUCAGUGAAGAUGUAGAAGAAGUUCUAAAAAAUAACACUGUGAAAGUGGAGACGGAGGCUGAGGAAGCUGCCCUGGACUGCUCAGUGAAUUCCAGGUCUUCGGAGAAGCACCCUCUAGACAGUGUCUUCACCACCCUCCAGGACUCCAGCAAGCGCAAGCAGCCUGGCAGCGAGGGCCAGCCAGACUCUGUCUCCAGCGUGAAGAGGCGGCGGCUGAUUCCCGAGGCGCUCCUAGCAGGCAUGAGGAACCGGGAGAACAGCUCGCCCUGCCAGGGCAACGGGGAGCAGGCCGGCAGGGGCAAGCACUUGGUCUCUGCGUGGCCGGGUGAGGAGGAGCCCUGCCAUGACGCGACCACCCCCUCCUACAAGAAGCCUCUGUACGGCAUCUCGCACAAGAUCAUGGAGAAGAAGAACCCCCCUGCGGGCGACAUGCUCAGCACGUAUGAGCUCUUGGAGAAGGCAAACCCCAGCAACAGCCCCUCACCGCUGCGGCUCCUGAACGAGACACAGAAGCGGGACAGUGGCAGUGCGGCCUCGGCCACCACCGACGGCGACCCCAACAUCUACUUUCUGCUCCAGAAGAUGUUCUACAUGCUCAACACACUCUCCUCCAGCAUGUCCCAGCUGCACAGCAAGGUGGACCUGCUGUCCCUGGAGGUGAGCCGCAUCAAGAAGCAGGUGAGCCCCACGGAGAUGGUGGCCAAGUUCCAGCCGCCCCCCGAGUACCAGCUGACGGCCGCCGAGCUCAAGCAGAUCGUGGACCAGAGCCUGUCGGGCGGGGACCUGGCCUGCCGCCUGCUGGUGCAGCUCUUCCCCGAGCUCUUCAGCGACGUGGACUUCUCUCGCGGCUGCAGCGCCUGCGGCUUCGCAGCCAAGCGGAAGCUGGAGUCGCUGCACCUGCAGCUCAUCCGCAACUACGUGGAGGUCUACUACCCCUCCGUGAAGGACACGGCCGUGUGGCAGGCAGAGUGCCUGCCUCAGCUGAACGACUUCUUCAGCCGCUUCUGGGCCCAGCGGGAAAUGGAGGACAGCCAGCCAGCGGGCCAGGUCGCCGGCUUCUUUGAGGCCGAGCAGGUGGACCCCGGCCACUUCCUGGACAACAAAGACCAGGAGGAGGCCCUGUCCUUGGAUCGGAGCAGCACCAUCGCCUCGGACCACGUGGUGGACACACAGGACCUGACCGAGUUCCUGGACGAAGCCUCCUCGCCCGGCGAGUUCGCGGUCUUCCUGCUGCACCGGCUUUUCCCCGAGCUCUUUGACCACCGGAAGCUGGGUGAGCAGUACAGCUGCUACGGGGAUGGUGGCAAGCAGGAGCUGGACCCGCAGAGGCUGCAGAUCAUCCGCAACUACACGGAGAUCUACUUCCCCGACAUGCAGGAGGAGGAGGCCUGGCUGCAGCAGUGCGCCCAGCGCAUCAACGACGAGCUGGAGGGGCUGGGGCUGGACGGGGGCAGCGAGGGCGAGCCCCCGCGGGACGACUGCUACGACUCCUCCAGCCUGCCCGACGACAUCUCCGUGAUCAAGGUGGAGGACAGCUUCGAGGGCGAGCGGCCCGGCCGGCGGUCCAAGAAGAUCUGGCUGGUGCCCAUUGACUUCGACAAGCUGGAGGUCCCGCAGCCCGACUUCGAGGUGCCUGGCGGCGACUGCCUGCUCAGCAAGGAGCAGCUGCGCAGCAUCUACGAGAGCAGCCUGUCCAUCGGCAACUUCGCCUCGCGCCUGCUGGUGCACCUCUUCCCCGAGCUCUUCACCCACGAGAACCUGCGCAAACAGUACAACUGCAGCGGCUCCCUGGGCAAGAAGCAGCUGGACCCGUCCCGCAUCAAGCUCAUUCGCCACUACGUGCAGCUGCUCUAUCCCCGGGCCAAGAACGACCGCGUCUGGACGCUGGAGUUCGUGGGCAAACUGGACGAGCGCUGCCGCCGCCGGGACACGGAGCAGAGGCGCUCCUACCAGCAGCAGCGCAAGGUCCAUGUGCCAGGCCCCGAGUGCAGGGACCUGGCAAGCUAUGCAGUCAACUCCGAGAGGUUCCGAGAGGAAUUUGAGGGACCCCCGCUGCCCCCCGAAAGAAGUAGCAAAGACUUCUGCAAGAUCCCGCUGGACGAGCUGGUGGUCCCCUCGCCCGACUUCCCCGUGCCUUCGCCAUACCUGCUGUCGGACAAGGAGGUGCGCGAGAUCGUGCAGCAGAGCCUCUCGGUGGGCAACUUCGCCGCGCGGCUCCUCGUCAGGCUCUUCCCAGAACUCUUCACGGCCGAGAACCUCCGGCUGCAGUACAACCACUCGGGGGCCUGCAACAAGAAGCAGCUGGACCCCACGCGGCUCAGACUCAUCCGCCACUACGUGGAGGCGGUGUACCCCGUGGAGAAGAUGGAGGAGGUGUGGCAUUACGAAUGUAUCCCCAGCAUCGAUGAGCGAUGCCGCCGCCCCAACAGGAAAAAAUGUGACAUCCUGAAGAAAGCCAAGAAGGUGGAGAAGUGACGGUACCCUGGGGCCUGAGCCUGCCUUCGGAGCACGUGUAUGGUAUCCAGACACGCACCUUAUGGCAGUGGGAAGUGGCUUACUACUUUUGCACACAAACACCCACCCAACCACAAGAACGAAGCCUUACAUUUGGUCUCUCUUCCUUCGGACCUGUGUCCCGAGUUCCCCAGGGGUGCAGCCAGUUUGGGGACGGCUGAGCUGUGAGAGCCGAGGCCUCAGGAGCAGGCUUCUCUCUCCUGGCUGUCCUCCCCUUCUUCUCAAUUUGAAAUGCAAAUUCAGCAACUCUUGUUCCUCUUCCCACAUUUUACAUCUUCCAUUUUUAUCAAUUGUUUUUUAAUUAAAAGGAAACCCUUUUUUAAAAGAUCAUUUGGGCUCUUUGGGGGCCAAUUUGCUUAGGGGGAAAAAAAGUCUUUUAAAUAUUCAUGGUGAAAUACUGUUAGAUGACUUCUGUUGCUGGGAUUUCUUUUGAAGGUGGUUUCAGAUUUAUGAAAUUUUUAGGGUGGCCAUGUUUCUGCAUGGUGGCCAAUAAUAGCUUCCGGGGGCAUAGAGACCGACCUGACUGGCCUUGUCUUUAUCUCUGAUUGUGAAGGGUCAGGAUGCCCCUUGGAUGGCAGCGGAGGGAACGGGGUGGCGUGACAACCUUCCUGACCAUGUGCGCUCCCUCCCUCCGCUGUAGUGCGAGGAAGGGGCUUCCUGGUGGCCUGGCCUGCUCGUCGUUGCUGGGUGGGUCGGAUGCUGUGCUCACUCUCUGUAGACAAGAACACUGGAUGAUGAUGAUGAGAUGAAUGUAGAUAGACGUGGGAACACGUUCACAAUGUCAUUUGAGCUGUGUCCUUCCACUGCCCCCUUCCCUCUCCAUACGAGGAGGCUGGUUGGAGGGGCCAACACAUGUCCUUGGAGAACUGUGUGUGUGAAUUAAUUGGCUUCUUGUUUGAUGUAAGGACGGGUCCCUUUGGUCUCACCACGAACUGUUUACUUUCUGUGUGUGUAUUUGUACAAAACCUGGGUUCUGAGAGCCGUAUGGCGACUUCACCACAGCUCUGUGUUAGCUCCUCCGAUCAGUAUGCAUCCUGCUCCUCAGGGCAGGCCCAGACCCUCAGGCCCUCUUGGGGAUGCCCGGUAUUGGAAGGACACAGAUCAUCUCAAAUGGGGAUCCCAUGUCCCUUCCCAGGGUCCACUCAGAGCUCCCCCCUCAGACCCCCUAGAAGGCCCUGCUGUCCUACAUCUUGGCCCCUUGCCUUGGAUUGUGACAUUUCUUCUCUUCCCACUGGUUGGGAAGGUCAGACUAUUUUAGGCCAGUGGCAUGUUCUCCAGGAGUUCUGACCAGGAAAUCCCCCAGUAGUUAGAAGUUCUUGAAAACAAUACUUUUAUGGACCUGACUUUGGGGGCCAAAUGCCUAAGAGGAAAAGGAAACAGUUUAGAACUCAAACUGAAUGCAUCAUACCAGAAACCUGGAAACAUGAAUGAAUCACACAGGGUAGUCAUAAAACCCUGUGGCUUAAAUAUUGGCUACCUUAAAAUGCAGAAACAACAGAAACAAUCUGUGAAUUGUCUUUAUACAGCUGACAAGGACUUCGGUUCCGGUGGCUGUAGGACAGCAUUUUGCCUGCACCCAGCAGGUUUGUUUGUUUUAAUAUAUAUGACCGGAUUUUGAACAAUGUUUACGUGUUGACCUAGCUUUAUUAAAUUUGCUUUUAAAUGUCAUUUACAGAUUGUUUCUGUUGAAACUGCAGUCCUAAAUUAUUGAAAUUUAGAAAUGCACAGGGAUUGAAUGACUCUCCCACCCACCCACACGUGCACGCACACAUUUCUUAUUUAAAAACGAGUGAUGGGGACCUACAUAAACAACUUCAACUUCUUUGUGCCUGGAAAGAAGAAGGGACUGGAGCAGCCAGGAGGUUCACCCCACGCCCCCUCACCUGCGCCUUUCUCUAUGCCUUAGUCUCCCAAACACAUACAUGCACACAUGCACACAUGCAUGCAUAUACACACAUGCACACACACGCUCUACCCCCUACCCAAAGAUGGCAGUGGCACUGGCCGCCAGCCCUGCUGGUUGGAGAGUGCCGAGGAAUUCGUUCUGGUCUCUAGGAUGUAUCCGAAAGGAUUCCAAGCCAUGUGAAAAUUGUCCUGCUUUCUAGAGGCUGGAAUGUGACCCUGCAACUUCAGAAGCACAAUCAUUUUUUAAAUUCCUAUGUACCCACAUUAAAGAAAUCAACAGGUUCUAGGUCUAAGAAUGAACUAUGCCUCCGUAACCUAGAUCAUGUUUUUGGAAACUGUAUUUGGGUGGUUUCCUUUUAUACCUUU